Molecule: messenger RNA, 4618 nt
Organism: Rhipicephalus sanguineus (brown dog tick)
Lineage: Eukaryota; Metazoa; Arthropoda; Arachnida; Ixodida; Ixodidae
Exons: 4
Coding region: 371-1015 (214 amino acids)
Source: RefSeq, a predicted model, not a curated record
AUCGGGGAAGAUCAGAAAGGCGCUGCUUUUGCUCACUGCGGCCAUUUGGAAGCUGAACAGAAGGACCGGUGCCACUGCGUGGGUAUCUAGGUUAUCGCUCGAAAGAGAGCAAACGAGUGAGGGAAAAAAGAGCGCCGGGCGUCAGGAGCGACUGCGGGAGCAGCCGGCGAGACUUGAAGGCUACGGGGCGUCCCGCUGCAGAGCGCCGGUACACGAGCCGCCAGCCCGAGGACCGAACGCAGUCUUCACGCACAAGGCUCCCAGCUGCUGACGACAGGCUUCACCGCCGAGCGACAAGGAAGCCCAGAGAAGCUCGCUUCCAGAUACCCGGACCUGGGUCACAGUGCUCGCCGUGCUGUUCCACUCCACGAUGAGUGCGCCCGUUCCGCGGUCCGGAGACAGCAGCGAUCACCCGCUCUGGGUCAACCCGUGCAACCUGCCCGACGACGCCAGCGGACACGCGGACCACCUGAGCCCGCAGGACGUACGCAACAUGCUCGACGCAGUGGCCAACCGCGCCCGGGUCGCCAGCGAGGAAGCCGACAAGGCCAAGCGUCGAUUUCUAGAGAGGACCUUCUCGGACUCCGAGUUCGAGGACUCGGUGGCCUCUUACAUGCAGUCGUGGCUGCCCGGUGUGCCAACGCCGUCCGAAGAGCACUUCAGAUCCAUGACAAAAGAAGACGCGUACAAGACGACGUUCGGCUACGUGCAGUACUACGCCGUGGGACUGGAGCAGGCCGUGCUGGAUCAGAUCUUCCACAACGGACCCUUCCACCGACUCUUUCUCGAGAUCCAGCAGAACCUCGGCCAGCUGCUGUGCGAGCUCCAGAUCGGCAUCGUGCACUUCAAUGUGGCCAAGAACCCGGACGUGCUGCGCGACGUGAUGUCGCACGAGUACCGCGAUAUCAAGCAGGACAGCCAGCGCAACCUGCGCGACUACAUCAUCCUGCGCGAAUACAUCCGGCUCACCCGGUACAUCUCCGAACUGUUCGCCUACCUGCGGGACCAUUCCUAAGGGCGCCGCCGCGGACGCUUGUGCAGUGCCGCCUCCUAAUUUAUUCAUAUUUAUUAAUUUAUUGACAAAGGGACACUCGCCGCCCUUGGCGGAACCCGUGGUGCGGCGUGACUUGUGUGCGCGCGCCCCAGCGUCGCCUCCAGCACCAAAGAAUUGACACUUCCUAUCGGACGGACCACUAGUGCGCGCCCGUUGUGUGUGUGCGUCUCCUGUGUGUGGGUGUGUGCGCGCUCAUGUAUGUAUUAUGACGACGCGCAAGCUUCCACCGUUGUAGUUCUCGUCAGUAGCCGUCUCUAGAGCAGAAAAAGAUUUAAGAAAAAAAUAAUAAUAACGGGGUCUGAAAUUUUCGACCCUCGCAGGGGAGAAGAGAUGUGAAGCUUCAGGGGUCGCGUAUAACGACCCAGGGGUUGUUCCCGAGAACUGCAUACUCACGGGACUUUCUCUUAAAGGUUUACAGUCGCCAGUUUUUCAGCUGGCGUGCACAACGAGCCAACGUCGUUUUGACGCGCUUGUCUUCGUUAUUGGACGACAAUUUUAUUGGCACUAUCUUAUUUUCAACAAUUUUCGAGUGUGAUAGUUUUUAAAAACGUGGUUUUAUCGUGAAUUCAUAUGGCAGAGACCUGAAUGAGUUUUACAUAUAUUUUUUUCACUUGGACUCGUUAUGAACUCGCUGUUACUUGUUGCUGUCGCAGCAACACAAGGCAUUCCUGCGCUGAGGUUGUAGAUAUGCGGAUGUUUGUGGGUGUUUGUUUGUGCGUGUGUUUAUGUCUAUAGUGUCUACAGAGAACUGUCCGACAGCGCGAUUCCCUCGUUCUGGCAGCAGUGGUCACGCACGCUAGUCUCGCACCUGUACUCGCUGCAACGUGCACCCUUCCGACAAGAGUCUUGUCCGGAGAAACUACCUCAGUCUUCGCGUGCGUCCCUCGCAUGCGCCGAGCAGCUAUUUCCGCACGCCAUCGGUGGCUGUGCCAGCGCCGCCGCAUGUCGAAGCCGGUCGCACGUCUAGUUGCCGUGUGUCGCACACCGCCAGUCAAGCCGCCUCAGAGGAGAGAGAUUCCCGUUUUUGCAGACAAUUCUAUUCUGAGCAGCAUUUUGUAAUACACGUGGGUCAGGGCUUACCCUCACUAAGGAAGGUGCCUGGAGCUAAUGUUCACAGCUAGCUCCCAUGACAGACAGAACGCGGAAUGCCGAGUACGCCUUUUGAAUGGGGAAGAGCAAAUGGGAGAGACCAACUACAGCUUUGAGAGUUUCACAUCGAGAUGAGAAACCGGACAGUUUUAAUUUCUUCUAACUUGUCCAAUGGUGAACCUUCAAAAAUUAUUUCUGUAAUACACUCCCCAGGUGGCGCCUUACAACAUCUAAUGUGUAAUCAAAAGUUGCAAUGGGGCCAUUUGACUGGCUUUUAAAGGUCAACUCUUUUCCAGAACAGAAUCGUGAAUGUAGCGCGUUUUUCUUUCGUGAUGUUCGUUGUAAACAUUUGAGUACGCUGACCACACGGGAACAUUGCCCGGAACCAAGUAUAUCAAAGCCCAAAAAUUUUUAGUUUUCGCACAUUUUUUAGUUUUCUGAAAAAAAAAAACUAUCUUCUUCCAGUCUUCUUAAAAUUUUUCCUUUCAUAUCCUCCCAGUAGCGGAACGACGAGCGUGGCGGCAGUUGUGUGUCCUUUGCGCGUGUUACGCAGCUUGCGUCGGGAAAUCAAGCGGCAGCUAUUUCUAAGAGGUCUCAAUUGAGAACCAUCUCGUCAUGCAUUUAUACCUUCUCUUGCCCGUUGAAGCCAUUGGUCAUAUAUUCACUCUGGGUUGUGUGAUCCCGCAGAAACUCAAAUGUGGGUUGUAGCAGAACAAAAAAAAAGAGAUAAACCUGUUAUUUAAGGAAAGAAACACUCAAGCACGAGUAUCGAAGGCACAGAAGCUUCGCUAUCUGCGAAAGCUUCGAAGGCGGGAACACGCGUAUCGCGCACCCGUUCUGGCUUUACGCUCGCAUGGCUACAAGUAGACGGCUAAAUUGCCCUGCUGGUCCGAUUUCAUAAAUUUCCGUAUCGUUUCCUACGAACUUUAGGUUCCUCGGCAAAAAAAAAAAAAAACACACACACACACAAAAAAUGAAGCUACUGCGUGGCCAUACCUGGUUUACAGGAACCAGAAUGAGUGUGCGCCGUAAGCUCCCAGUUUCGCAAACUGCUCAGUUCACUGCUUCAGCGCGAGAGAGGAGCUUGCAGUUGCUGUGCCAAACUGCUCCGGCCUACCUAUUCGCAGUGUAAAGGUGUAGUUUGCGUAUACGAUGUCACUGGGAGAAAUUGUAAUUGCAUUGAAGAGCGACAACAACAAAAAAAGACUGUUACGUAACGUUGAGUUGGGGAAAGCCAGGUUUCGUUUCGGGCAAGUCUGCUACUACCCCCCCCCCCCUCCUCACUUACCGUUAUCUGCCCGCGUAAUACAUUUGAACCAUUGGUGCAGUUAUACCACAUUCUCGACGUUUCUCGGACGAACGAAACUGCCACACACACACACUUUUUUUGUGGUUGUGAAUACCUGUUCCGCGUAGGAAAAGCAAGGUUGUCCUUCACGUUACCCCUGAAAAAUUGAGCCGGAGCGUUGUUUUGUUUGUCUGUUUCUUCUUUUUGUCUUUCAAUGUUCACAGAAUGCCAAGUUGCUGCGGAAACUUUAUCGUUCUGUAUUCUAUUGCCCUCCCAUUGUUAUUUAAUACUCAUCGACACCAUGGCAUGUAUACAUUGAUCUGUUAUGUCAUUUGACGGAAUAGCUGGUACGGCCAGACCUAUGUUUCAUCGCAUUCAGUGGCGUACGACGGUCUACUUAAACCAGAAAACAUGUGCGAAAUACAUCUGUUAUCCAGUUUUUUUUUUCGUUUUUUUUUCGAGGCUCACUGCAAAUGUUGAAAUAUAAAGAAGCAUUCUUUUACGCAGACUAAGUGUGUGUGUUUCGGAGGCCUGCAUUGUCGCUUUAUCAAAAGUAAGUUUAUCGAAAAAGCACAACUAUGACACCUGUACGCCCGCCCGUGCGGAAGACGCUCCCGUGUCGCUUUUCUCGGCAUCCAGUUUACGUCCUAGUGAUCUAUCCAGAACGUCGUUACAGCUUUCUGAAGCAAAUAGAAAUUAAAAGAAACGAAGGAAGUAAUGUAAGUAAACCCUGUUUGAUAAGUUUUCGUUUUCUGCCCAUGCGCGGGUACAGUUAAAGUUGUAGGAAGGGCAAAAGCAAAUCAAGCAAGCUCUCUCUAUUCCCGAGCAGUCGCCUCCUCCGCCGGCAUUCAGGGCGCGAGCUGAGCGUGCCGCGGCCGACGACGCAGGUGACAGAAACGCGUGCUCGUUUGGCUCCGACAUGAGCGCGGCGGCGCUUCUCAGCCUCGCGGCGUAGGAGUGCGGCGCGUCUCUUCUUUGGCGCACGUUGUCUGCUGUAAAUAACCCGCAGCCACAAAGCGAACGAAGCUCGUGCGGCUCCGUCGAGAAGCGGAGAAGCACCUGUACAUAUACCUAGUUCAAAGCGUUCGAGCCUCGAGUAAUUAGUUUUUUUUUUCCCCUUCGUCGGUGCAUUGAGGCUGCCUACAUGUGAUGAGUGCUUCAAAAUAAAUGAAAGCGUUUUAUUUGAA